Messenger RNA from Urocitellus parryii (Arctic ground squirrel), 6808 nucleotides. It is a transcript of the gene Faah, whose product is annotated as fatty acid amide hydrolase. Gene Ontology annotation, biological process: fatty acid catabolic process. Gene Ontology annotation, molecular function: amidase activity; fatty acid amide hydrolase activity. Lineage: Eukaryota; Metazoa; Chordata; Mammalia; Rodentia; Sciuridae. The record is from RefSeq and is a predicted model, not a curated record.
GCGCAGAAUCCCGUGCGAUCCAGGCCGGGUUUUGCGGAGGAGCCGUCCGGCUGCUCAGGCAGAUUCCUCGUCUGUCUCCCUCCACUCGGCAUCAGUCGGCGGCGGGAGAUCAUGGUGCCGGACGAAUUGUGGCCGGCGCUGUCUGGAGCCUCCGGGGCUGCCCUGGUCUGCUGUUUCGUGGCUGCGGCCGUGGCCCUGCGCUGGUCCGGGCGCCGGUCGGCGCGGGGCGCCGCGGCCCGGGCGCGGCAGAGGCAGCGAGCGGGCCUGGAGAACAUGGACAAGGCGGCGCAGCGCUUCCGGCUCCAGAACCCUGACCUGGACUCAGAGGCGCUGCUGGCCCUGCCUUUGCCUCAACUGGUGCAGAAGUUACAGAGUGGAGAGCUGUCCCCUGAAGCUGCGCUCUUCACCUAUGUGGGAAAGGCCUGGGAAGUGAACAAAGGGAUCAAUUGUGUGACUUCCUAUCUGGCUGACUGUGAGACUCAGCUGUCCCAGGCUCCACGGCAUGGCCUGCUCUAUGGUGUCCCCCUGAGCCUCAAGGAGUGCUUCAGCUACAAGGGCCAUGACUCUACACUGGGCUUGAGCUUGAAUGAGGGAGUGCCAGCGGAGUGUGACAGCGUGGUGGUGCAGGUGCUGAAGCUGCAGGGUGCUGUGCCCUUUGUGCACACCAACAUCCCCCAGUCCAUGUUCAGCUAUGACUGCAGUAACCCCCUCUUUGGCCAGACCCUGAACCCAUGGAAAUCCUCCAAGAGCCCAGGUGGCUCCUCAGGGGGUGAGGGGGCCCUCAUUGGGUCUGGAGGCUCUCCCCUGGGCUUAGGCACUGACAUCGGGGGAAGCAUCCGUUUCCCUUCUGCCUUCUGUGGAAUCUGUGGCCUCAAGCCUACUGGGAACCGCCUCAGCAAGAGUGGUCUGAAGGGCUGUGUCUAUGGACAGGUGGCAGUGCAACUCUCAGUGGGCCCCAUGGCACGGGAUGUGGAGAGCCUGGCGCUAUGCCUGAGAGCCCUGCUAUGUGAAGACAUGUUCCGCUUGGACCCCACUGUACCCCCAGUGCCCUUCAGGGAGGAGGUCUACACAAGCUCCCGGCCCCUGCGUGUGGGUUACUAUGAGACCGACAACUACACCAUGCCCAGCCCAGCCAUGAAGCGGGCCCUACUGGAGACUAAGCAGAGCCUUGAAGCUGCUGGCCACACGCUGGUUCCCUUCUUGCCAAGCAACAUCCCCUAUGCUCUGGAGACCCUGUCAUCAGGUGGGCUGUUCAGUGAUGGUGGCCACAGCUUCCUCCAAAACUUCAAAGGUGAUUUUGUGGACCCCUGCUUGGGGGACCUGAUCUUAGUUCUGAAGCUGCCCAGCUGGCUUAGAGGACUGCUGGCCUUCCUGCUGAAGCCUCUGUUCCCACGGAUGGCAUCCUUUCUCAGCAGCAUGAGGCCUCGGUCGGCUGGAAAGCUCUGGGAACUGCAGCAUAAGAUUGAGGUGUACCGCAAUUCUGUGAUUGCUCAAUGGAAAGCACUGGACCUGGAUGUUCUGCUAACCCCCAUGCUGGGUCCUGCUCUGAACUUGAAUGCCGCAGGCAGGGCCACAGGGGCCAUCAGCUACACCGUGCUCUACAACUGCCUGGACUUUCCUGCGGGGGUGGUGCCUGUCACCACAGUGACUGCUGAGGACGAGGCCCAGAUGGAACAUUACAAGGGCCACUUUGGGGAUAUCUGGGACAAGAUGCUGAAGAAGGCCAUGAAGAAUAGUGUGGGGUUGCCUGUGGCUGUGCAGUGCGUGGCUCUGCCCUGGCAGGAAGAGAUGUGUCUGCGAUUCAUGCGGGAGGUGGAGCAGCUGAUGACCCCUGAAAAGCGACCGUCCUGAGACUGCCUUUCUACCCAGCUCCAGAAGAUCUGAGACCCAUGUGCUCUGUGGCCUGGUCUAGUCAGAGCACACUGUCACCUGUGAGAAAAUGUUAAGCAUGGGGCAGGAUCUUCCAAUGUCCCCUCCCCUGGCCCCCUGCAGAAGUGCAGACCUCACUCCCCUCUGGUCCCCUCUCCAAUAUGAUUCCCCACCCCAUGUGGCAGCCAGCAGGUGUGACAUGGCCCAAGGUACCAACAGGCAAAAUAUACCUCCUCCUUUGUGCACUUUCUGGGCAUCACCCUUAGGGUGCUGGGUGCCGGAGCCAAUUAAGAGUAGGAUUGGCUUGACCUUCGGGAGCCAUGUCACUCUCCUGAUUCAAAAUCUCCCUUGGCAUCCGUCACCCACAGAGCAGGUGCAGCUCGUAUCCUGGCCCUCCACCCAGGCCCCUCUUGUCUUGGACUCAGCCUAGCUUUGCUGGAUACAGCCCUUAGUCUUCCUUCCUUCUUUCCUCUCUGUGACAUGCCUUUUCUGUUCUUCCACCACUCAGUCCUUUGAGGCCCCACUUGGAUUCCUCUUUCUCCAGGAGGCCUUCUGUCUUUCUUCUGGGCCCUGGAGGGUGUGAGCUGUUUCUUCCUGGUCUGCCCUUUUGGGGUGGGUGGCUUCUGUGGUGGGUCUGCCUUCGUGAGCACAUGGCUCUCCUUGACAGCAGGGACCUCACUACUACAUCUUUGUCCUCUGUGACCAGCACAAAGCAGCAGGAGAAUCACCUAAUUGGGCUGCAGGGAAUUGAGUGGAAGCAGAGCGCCCUGACUGGUACAUUGGGUAGAGGAGCCCACUGGCAGGAUUGGCCACCAGGAGACAAGGCAGUCUGGUAGAGAGCCCUUGCAGGGCCUGCCAAGGCCUGGAUUGCUCUAGAAAGGCUUCUUGGAUGAGGAUCUAUGCUGAGUUUAGAAAGUUCCUAGAGGCUGAGGUAGUUGAAGAGGACCUCCCACGGAGAAGGGACAGUAUAUCCAGAGACUAGAUGAGCUUGAUAACAGGUUUGUCGAAUAGGCACAAAGGAAGCAGAGAUGCAGCUGCGUGAGGCCGGACCAAUGUGAACUUGGGUGGCCAGGUCAGGAACUUGAAUUCUUUCUCAAGAGUGAUGGGGACACUCAAGGGGUCAUAUAGGUUUGGGAGGAGAGUAGUUUGGAGUGGCAAGGCCUGAGCAGCUGCCCAGGAUUGAGAGGCUAUCUGAGAAGUGACAGUGGGCUGAAGGUGAGCUCUGCAGCUGUCUCUGCCCUGUCCUGUCUGCCAGCUGGCCUCUUGCUGGACUGCACUGCAGGUGGGAUAUGAGGUGGGGGUGGCUAGUCUGUGACACCACCCUCCUCAGCAGAAUGCCCUGAUUUAGGCCACAGCCUUAUUCUCCUGUAGCUGAAGUUUUGGGGCCUGAGCCCUCAGGGAAAGAUAGUCCCCUCCCCUCCCCCUGCCAGCCUAUUUCACACUGUUUUUGGAGCAUUAGGUAAUUUCUCUUGCCCUUCCCAAAACUUCCUUCUCUAUCCUGAUUUUUCUACCCCUCUGGAAACCUGCCAGGUGGCAGGCCCUGUGGUACCUGCACUGCCCACCAAUGCUGUCCUUGCCUGGGAGGGGCCACUUUUGGCAGAUAUGUGACCCCACACCUUGGAGCUGACUCAAUGGCCCAACCUAUUUUGCCCUGAUUCCUUGUAACCGCUGCUGUAGUUUUGUCUGUCAUUCCAUAGAGCCACCUGCCAUCUGCCCCAGCUUCCUCCUCCUGCCCAUUUCCCUUUCAGUUGCUGAUGUCAUCGUGCUUUCAGACACAAGGCUGCAGAUUGGUGGCACUGCUCCUUCAUCUUCCUUCACUGGCUCAUUGAUUCAGCCCUUGGAGGCUCAGCAUGGCCACAUCCAACCUGCAGCUGAACAGAGCUAGAGACCAACCUGAACCAAGCCUGGCCCAUCCUUUAGAGGCUCCUGGGGCAGAUGGACAUGACCAACAUGCCUGCUCCCCUGGCCAUCAGAGCUGGCAGGAAGGAUAGAAAAGGGCAGGGCCUCCAUGCCGCCAAGGGAAGGGGGACAUGGUCACAGAGCACAUGAGUAUCCCCUGUGUAACUUUUUUACCACUGUGCUCUUGUGUAAGCUUCUCAUCUGAGCACUGCGAUAACUUGCUACCCCGCAGGGCUCCCUGCUUGCAUCCUCCCCUCCCAAUGUAUCACAGGGUAGCCAGAGUGAUCCUUCAGAAGUGUACAUCAGAUGGGAAUCUCUUGCUAAAGUCCUUCCAAUGGUUUCCCAGCUGGCCUAGAAUAAAAUCCAGUCUCUCCUUGUGUCUUACAGAGCAUGUGGCUUUGUAAGAGGUGCUCUCGUCCACCUCUCUAGUCUUGGAGGUCUCUUUCUCUCGUCACUUGUGCUCUGGCCACACAAGCUUUCAGUUUCUUGAUCAUCUCAAGCUGGUCCCUGCCUCAGAGCUUUUGUGUUAGCUGUUCCCUCUGCCUGGAAUAUUCAGUCACCUUCUCUGAUCACUAGCUUGUAAAAUGACCUACCUGGUCACUUUCUAACAUGUCAUCCUUUGUACUUUUUUAGUGUAUUGUCACUAUCUGAAAUCACUUAUGGGCUUUUGUCUCCUCCACUAAAACAACUAUACUUUUUCUUGUUCAUGAUUAUAUUCUUAGAACAAAGAGUGCUGAGAAGGUGCUCAAUUAAUUCUGUGAAAUUAAGUGAGCAUCUGCUGUGGGGGCCAGGUACUGUAUUAGUGAUGGGACUGCAGUGAUGUAUAAGAUAGACUUGGCUCACCUAGGGCCUUGAGCAUGCAAGGCAAGCACUCUACCAACUGAGCUGUAUCCCCAGCCUGGCUUCUGUCCAUUUGGAGCUUACACUCUGGAGGAUAUUUCUGGAAGGCAGGAAGGCAGGCAGGUAUGGUAAUAAAGAUCCAUGAAUAUUUAAUACAUGGAGUUAUAAGGUGAAUUUUGAUUAGGAGAAAAGGAGGACAAGCAUUCUGAACCACAUUUACCAAGUACCUACUCUGAGCCAGGCACCUACCUCCAGUCACUUAGAGUCAUGUCAUUUAAUUCUCCUGUUAACCCUUUUAAAGGCAUUUUUGCCCCAUUUUAAAGAAGGAUUAUGAACCUUGCCCAAGGUCCCAUUUUUCUAGCUAGAAAUGGGGGAUUUGAAUUAAAACCUGAGUAAGCCUCUGUCAGGGCCUACAUAGGCCCUUUCUGAUAUCCCAUGAUGCUGAAGCACAUUGAGCACAUAGCCAGAGGAGAGAGAGCAGAAGUGCCUCCUUCCUGCCUGCCAGUCUGCUGGCCUCAAGCCCCAAGUCCAAGGCUGCUGCCUUUCCCCACUCACCAUGUCCACGGCCACAGCACCUUGCCUGACCAUCCUGCCUCCAGGCUGAUAUCUCUGUCCUUCGCAUGGCAGUAAGGGGACAUUCCUCAAUGCACAUCUGAUUGCCCUUAGGGUCUUUAGUAUCACUUGUGCCAAGUGUGUAGACUCCUUGCUGUGACCCACAAGGCUGUACUCUACCUGAUCUGCCUCUGGCAUAGUAAUGGCCUCAGCUCCUUGGCUUCCCAAGUGCUACAUCCUGGUCACUCAGCCUGAGGGCAGCUCUGAGCACCAUGUGUAUCUCCCAACUCUAUGCCCCAAGCUCACCUGCCUGGAAUGUUCUCUGCUCCCCACUUCAAGACCACUUCCUUAUUCAGGGUCAGAUGAUUGUCCCUCACAACUCCACCAGCUGGUGUUGAAAGUGCUACCUUGUAACCUGGGCACAGUGGUGCAUACCUGUAAUUCCAGCUACUCAGGAGCCUGAGGCAGGAGGUCUGCAAAUUGGAGGCCGCCUGGACUGUUUAGUGAGACUCUGUCUCGAAUAUAAAAAAAGACUGAAUGUAGCUCAGUGGUAGAGCCUCUGGGUUCAAUCACCAGGGCCCUUCCCCUCCCACAAAGUGUGCUUCCUACAUGACUUAAAGCAGGGACUGUGUCUUAAUGAUAGAAUCCAACAUCUGUUAGACUGUGGAGUUGAUAGCCCAUCAUCAUUUGAAAAUUGGGCAUUAUUAUUUCCAUUUUGUACAUGGGGAAACUGAAGUUCAGAUAGGGUGGCUGAUUUGUCUAAGGCAAAUCAGUAAGGGGUACAGAAAGACUUGAAAACCACAUGGUUCACUCCAAAUUUUGUGUACUUUGCUCAUUAGUUCAGUUACAAGAACAGGCAUUAAGCAUGCUCUGGGUACUUGUCUGUGUGCUGGGUGACACAACCACUUGGAAGACAGAAGUAACACCCAUGUACUUGUGUUCCUCUACUGAUGCUGUAUCCUUUAGAGACAGACAUAAUCAAGCCAUGAGUUUCCCAACCAGGUCUAUCUUCCCUUCACAUUUCUCUAGCUGGCUGACUUGGCUAGAUCUUCCUCAAUUUCCCACACUUGGGUUUAGAAUGGUGACCCUGGACAUUUUAGGCUGGUGAGGUCACUUGGGGUCCAGACUGUAAUAAAGUUAGCCUUUGUGUGCCCAGCACCCAGCACCCAGCACUGUACCUAGUACUCAGUGGAUACCCAGUGAAGGCUUGUUAUUGAUGAACCCAUUUUGGCUACUCAAAACUACUUCCUCUUCUCAUCCUCAAUAGGGAAUUUUCCAUCAGUCCCUGAUCCUUGACUUUUAUUGCAUUUAUUUGUUUUCAGAAUUUUGGUUAGUGUCCCUAGAGACAAAUAAUUCCCCUCUAUACCCAGCGUAGGUCUUUCUCCUGGUCCACAGAUCCUCAUUCACCCACUUCCCCUAUCCCCCCAAUCCCUCCUCUCCCUCAUCCAUCCAAUGAUGGAUUCCUCCCACAGUGCAUCAGAGUAAGCAAUAAGAAAUAGGCCCUGCCUGAAUGGAGCUUUUGUUCUACUAGCAAGCAGAAAUCAAAUGUGUAAUCACACAAAAUAUUUGUUACAAGUGCAAUAAAGGGCUGGGUUUGUGGCUCAGUGGUAAAGCACUUGCCUAGCAUGUGUGAGGCACUGGUUUUGAU